Molecule: messenger RNA, 2184 nt
Organism: Arthroderma uncinatum
Lineage: Eukaryota; Fungi; Ascomycota; Eurotiomycetes; Onygenales; Arthrodermataceae
Product: pfs
Exons: 3
Coding region: 1-2184 (727 amino acids)
Molecular function (GO): protein binding
Source: RefSeq, a predicted model, not a curated record
AUGGCCCGUCUUGAUCAAUUGCCGGACGACAUCCUCAUGUGUAUCAUCGACGAGGCGUGGGAGGGCUGGGAGGACUGGGCUGAAGACAACUACAUUCAGGAGGCCCCGCAAUUCCACUUCCAGCGUAGUCUCCUCUAUGUAAACAAGAAAUUAGAAGACACCGUUGAGCGUUGGAUGUACGGCCGGAUCAGGCAAUAUCAAAAUGGCCACCAGGACCAGGCAUCAUGGCUGUCCUUGAUGUUACCGCGGCCAGCAAAGCACCUCUUCAUGCAGCUUAUCAAAGACCAGGGAGAGGAUGCCAUGGAAAAGCAGUAUCUCGUGAAAGAGGCCCUAAACACAUGUCCUGAACGUGAUAUCCUCGCUGUAAAGGAUAAACACGAGGAAACCCUUUGUGCAUUGGCCGCUGCGAAUCUCGCCAGCGGGGAUCUAGUGCCCUUCCAUGACGCAUUCACUAAGCCUGACGAUCAAUUCGAAAUACACGCAAUUGAGAUGGCUUUUGAGAUGAAAGUUGAUCCGAGAGAGCCAUGCAGCGUUGGCGGAAUGAUCGCCAUCCGCGAAGGCGACAUCCCCAUGUUAACUCGCCUUUCACAAAAGAAGACUUUCGAUGUCAAUAUCGACCACAAGAUCUUUGGCAAUCCCAUCCUGGUAGCCGCCCAAAUGAGGGAUCUCGAAUGCAUGAAGAUACUGCUGGCGCUGCCCGGGAAAACAUUCUUAUAUAACGGGGCGGAAUUUAACGCCUUACACUUGGCUGCCAGAGGAGGAGAUUUACCAAUGGCCAAACUGCUGCUAGAACAUGCUGAUGAGUCUCUUUAUCCCCCCGAUCAGGAGACUACAGCGUUAUUUCUUGCGGCGGAAAAGGGCCAUCUGCCUAUUGUGGAGCUGCUGCUUCAUGGCCUAGACCCGCCACCCACCACUGAGGAUAUCGAUAUGGCUGCAGUGGGUGCUACCAGUGCAGGACAUGAAGAAAUCCUAAAGCUUCUGUGGAAGCGCAGUAGCCUACCAAGUACCAUGGGGCAAGAAUAUGGCAUGGCGGGUCUAUGUCUUGAGGAUGGAGAUAGUGAAGACAGCGAUGUUGAAAGCGACGGUGCUGAGGAUGAAGGUAUUGGCGGUGGUGGGGAUUUUGAAUUCGAGGACAUGCCUGACAUGGAGGCUGGGACGAAUUUGGCAUUCUGGGCCACUAAAAACGACCAUGUGAAUAUUCUCAGAUUCAUUCUUGACGCCGAUGAUCAGUUCGGGCCCUACUCUCGUAGUACAGAGAGCAGUUCAACAUCGCUGUCUAACGAGGGACAGCUGAAAGAGCCCGAUUCUGGACCAGAAAGUGCAGGAUAUAAAUCGUGGAAGCAUGAGGAGACACCCAAAACCACCUCCAAGGCCAAGAAGUCCAUUGCUCGGUCAUGCUUUCUAGCUGCCGCGAAGUUUGACAGCGUAAAGGUAGCGCAGCUACUUCUUGAUCGCUUCGAAGACUUCGGUAACAUGCAGUUUAUGGGCAAUACGAGACCAUUAAUAUAUGCUGCAGCUUUCAGCGCGACACGGGUAAUGAAACUCCUACUUGAACGGGACGACGUCGACGUCAACCACGCCAACGUAGUAGGUGGUACUGCAAUAUCCUAUUCGAUACGACCUCCCAUAGAACCAGUCUACAGAGUGACAGAUGAACUAGAGGCGCUCAAACUUAUGCUGACCCGAGAGGAUGUUAAUGUCAACUGCGCUGAUGAGAAUGGCGAUACUCCUCUGAUUUGGGCUGCUAUUGCAGGGGAUCCCCGUAUGGUAAGGGCGUUAUUGUCUCGUAAAGAGCUUGAUGUCAACGCGAAAAAUCGUUACAGUGAAACCGCUCUCUCACGCGCUAUCCUCCUAGAAAACACCUCUGUCGUCAAGGCCCUGCUGGCCCGAGAGGAUAUCCAAGUCAAUGUGAAAAACAAGCUAGGCCUAACUCCAUUCCAGAUGGCAGCUAAACUUGACUACCCUGACAUCAUGCAGCUUUUUAUCAACAGGGCCGAUGUUGAUACCAAGGCCCAGGAUACCAUUCCACACAAGGGAAAGGAUAGCAUCAAGGUCUCAGAGGACACCGAUACUGCACAGGAGACCCUGGAUGAGGAAUUCUGCUGUUAUGCUUGCUCGUUUAUACACCCAUCAGCGCAUGGAGUGUACAAUGGGCUUGUUCCUGGAUUCUCGAGAGAGGUUUGA